Penicillium brevicompactum is the source of this 1278-nucleotide messenger RNA. RefSeq names its product glycosylphosphatidylinositol-alpha 1,4 mannosyltransferase I. The coding region runs from base 1 to 1278 and encodes 425 amino acids. The record is from RefSeq and is a predicted model, not a curated record. NCBI's taxonomy places the organism in Eukaryota, Fungi, Ascomycota, Eurotiomycetes, Eurotiales, Aspergillaceae. Gene Ontology annotation, biological process: GPI anchor biosynthetic process. Gene Ontology annotation, cellular component: membrane; glycosylphosphatidylinositol-mannosyltransferase I complex. Gene Ontology annotation, molecular function: GPI mannosyltransferase activity; alpha-1,4-mannosyltransferase activity. The transcript is spliced from 3 exons.
AUGGCUCUUUUCAGCUCUGCUCCGCGAGUGUUCUUCGCUGCCACGGUUCUCCGCCUGGUACUCCUAGUCUACGGAGGCUGGCAGGAUGCACACUCCGCCAUGAAAUACACCGAUAUUGACUACAUGGUGUUUACUGACGCAGCGCGGUAUGUUGCCAAGGGCGAAUCGCCUUAUACCCGUGAUACCUAUCGUUACACGCCGCUUCUGGCAUGGAUGUUGAUCCCUACCGCAUGGGAAGGACCCGCCCCUUGGUCAACAUUCGCUUUCGCCUUUGGGAAGGUUUUGUUUGCAUUGUCAGAUAUCUUGGCGGGAUGGCUUGUUUUGCAGCUCUUGACUCGCUGUUAUCAAUUUCCUGUGGAACGUGCCUUGCGUUAUGUUGCUGCUGUUUGGCUGUGGAAUCCCAUGGUUGCUAAUAUUAGCACUCGAGGGAGCUCCGAGGGACUCCUUGGUGUGCUCGUGGCCGCUCUCCUCUGGGCGACUUUGACCAGAAAGCCCAUUCUGGCUGGAUUGAUUUUAGGUCUCUCUGUGCACUUCAAAAUUUACCCAUUCAUAUAUGGCGUGUCUAUCCUUUGGUGGUGGGAUGCGGAGCGUGAUGGGACCGAGUCCACUGGUCGCGGGCUGGUGUCCAAGGCUGUAGGCUUUGUGACUAUCUCUCGGGUGAAAUUUGUUGCAGCAGCACUCGUUAGCUUCGCGUCCUUGAAUGCUGUCAUGUUCAUUCAGUAUGGACAACCAUUCUUGCAGCAUACAUUCUUCCAUCACCUCACUCGCAUUGAUCACCGCCAUAAUUUCUCCCCUUAUAGCACGUUGCUCUAUCUUUCCGCGGCCGGUGGCGCUGAAACUCACUUCGAGGCACUGGCUUUCAUUCCUCAGCUCGUGUUGGUGGUCAUUGCCCUUCCCCUUGUUUUAGCGAAGAAGAGCUUGACAACCGCUAUGCUAGCGCAGACUUUUGCGUUCGUGACUUUCAACAAAGUUUGCACAAGUCAAUACUUCCUGUGGUACCUUGUCCUUCUUCCUUUCUACCUACCUUCUUCGUCUCUUAUCCGGAAACCAGCCCUUGGGAUAUCGGCCGCGAUUUUCUGGGUUCUUGGACAAGCAAUGUGGCUACACCAAGGUUAUAACCUUGAAUUCUUGGGGCUGCCAUCGUUUGUGCCCGGCCUUUUUCUGUCUGGCCUCUUCUUCUUCUCUGUGAACGUGUGGAUCUUGGGCCUCAUCGUUCGAGAUGGAGGUGGACCAGCAGGUGAAUUCGAAGGAACGGUAAUAAAAUGCAAGGCACCUUAG